AUGCUGCGGAGAUCAGGCCGGCGAAGCAAGAAGGCUGGCGAGGAGGAGGAGGAGGAGAAGUCCAUGGAGAACGGGGUGUCCCCGGAGCAGGGGGCCACAGAGGCCUCGCCUGAAGUGGGGAGAGCUGGGGAUGGUGCCCCCGCUGCCUGCUCGCAGCCCUCCCCACGGGUCCGGCCCAGGCUGGUCUUCCACACGCAGCUCGCCCAUGGCAGUCCCACGGGCAAGAUCGAGGGCUUCACCAAUGUGAAGGAGCUGUAUGCCAAAAUCGCCGAGGUCUUCGACAUCUCUCCCACCGAGAUCCUCUUCUGCACCCUCAACACCCACAAGGUGGACAUGCAGAAGCUGCUGGGGGGCCAGAUCGGCCUGGAGGAUUUCAUCUUUGCACAUGUGCGGGGCGAGACCAAGGAGGUGGAGGUGACCAAGACGGAGGAUGCGCUGGGGCUGACCAUCACCGACAACGGGGCGGGCUAUGCCUUCAUCAAGAGGAUCAAGGACGGGAGCAUCAUGAACCGCGUCCAGACCGUGCGCGUGGGCGACAGCAUCGAGGCCAUCAACGACCAGAGCAUCGUGGGCUGCCGCCACUACGAAGUUGCCAAGAUGCUGCGGGAGCUGCCCAGGGCCCGGCCCUUCACCCUGCGGCUGGUGCAGCCCAAACGGGCCUUUGAUAUGAUCGGGCAGAGGACCAAGAGCAGCAAGUGCCCGGGCGAGGGCAAGGUGGCCAGUGGCAAGGAGACCCUGCGGCUGCGUGCCCGGGGCACCGCCAGCCUGGAGGAGGUGCCCAGCGCCUGGGAGGAGGAGGCUGCCCGGAGGGUGGACGACCUGCUGGAGAGCUACAUGGGCAUCCGGGACGUGGAGUUGGCCUCAACCAUGGUGGAGGUGGCCCGGGAGUGCCUGAGCCCCGCGGAGUUUGCCAAGAGCCUGGACUCAGUGCUGGGCGAGUUCGCGUUCCCGGGCGAGUUCGUGGCCGAGGUCUGGGCCGCCAUCAGUGGAGCCAAGGGGGGCAGGAAAUAG
Messenger RNA from Emys orbicularis (European pond turtle), 1011 nucleotides. It is a transcript of the gene GIPC3, whose product is annotated as GIPC PDZ domain containing family member 3. Gene Ontology annotation, molecular function: protein binding. Bases 1 to 1011 code for a protein of 336 amino acids. NCBI's taxonomy places the organism in Eukaryota, Metazoa, Chordata, Testudines, Emydidae. The record is from RefSeq and is a predicted model, not a curated record. The transcript is spliced from 6 exons.